UCAUUGGUGAUUUCAGUUGAUUUACAAUGGCGGUAUCAGAUGUUGUCACUUGUCAGUGACAUUCAGCGUUUAUCUUAAGUGGAACGGUUUCAUAAAUGUAAAAUUGAAAAUGUAAUAUCAAUUGUCAUGUGAUUAGAAUUACUAAUACAAAAUGGUACCGACCGGUAUUCUGUGUAUUCCAAUUGUUACUGCUUUCUUCUACUGGAAUAAUCUGUUAUGGUGCUACGUUUUCGGUGUGUUAACCGUAUCUUGUUUCCUGUUGGGAUGUUUAAUUGUUAUGUUCAUAAAUAUUGCUCUGUCUCCGAAACAUCAAACUGGUGCAGGCACUUUAAAAACAGUUGCGGAGAUGGAUGCUUUUCAUAAUUUAUUAAUGGAAGGAUAUGUGGUUCAAACUUCAAGUACCAAAAAACAUACACGUUACCCAAUGGUUUUUACUCGAAUGGUAGAUGGAGCACUGCAAAAUUUGUUAGAUUUAGUAUUUCAAGACUUUGUUGGAGUCUGGCUUGAUGAAUUGGCUUUUAAGUCUGAACAAAUAGUAAACAAUAUGAAACAAGAUAUAUGGGGUGCAAUUCAAAGCCUUCAUGAUCGCUUAUCAAAAGUAGAUCAUACGAAACUAGUCGUUUAUAAUAUUGUAAAUAAAAUUACUUUUCAUUUCGAAAAAAUUAGGAUUGCUCAAGCUGCUUCGUCAGAAGGCGAAGAUCCUGUAUUUAUUUUAUCAGCACAUUUAAUGUCACCUACAUCUGAGUUAGAUUACUUAAGAAAAGUCAGUGAAUUAUACAUUUUAUUUUUAUUACCACGUUGUUAUUCUCUUGCACCAAUGAAAUAUUUACUGAGAGAAAUUCUUGCAUGUAAAAUAUUAAAACCAGCAAUAGAUUUAAUAACAGAUCCAGACUAUAUCAAUCAAAAAAUUUUAUCAUAUAUCGAUCAGCAACAACUUGCAGAAGCUAUGCAUAGGAAAACUUAUGAAUAUGCAGAAUCGUUUGAAGACUUUAUUCGGAUGAUAAAAAGUUCCAAGGAUUUAGAAGUUCUUAAGCAUAUUAGAUACAAUAUUGUUACCGAAAUUAUGCAAGCUACAACAAUACAAAAUAUUAAAAGAGCACAAGGUUUAGAUCCAGACAAUAAUGCAUUUGGAAAAUCUGAUGUUAUUCAAGCUCGAAAAUUGAAGAGGUACAUCAGUCAAUUGACAUAUGCUAAAGAUACAUGUGAAUGUCACAUGCAAACAUUAGGAUGGAAUGGAUAUCCUGUUCAGGCUACCGAUGUACCUGACUCUGCAGUAAUUGCAGAAGAACGGAUAUUGCCAUUGCAAUAUAUUUUGGAUAAUGUAAUAGGUCGAAAAUACCUUUCACAGUUUCUUGAACAAGUUGCUAGUCAAGAUUUGAUCGGGUAUUGGGCAGCUGUACAAGAACUACGCAAUGCAGAUAAAUUCAAUUGGCAUCAAUUAGGUGCUGAAAUCUUUUAUACAUAUAUUACGUCUCCUACCGCUGAAAUAAAAGUGGAUAGAGCUAUUCGGAAAAAAAUGGAAAGCUUUUUACUGGGUGAUAUAGGGCCAAAUGUAUUUUAUGAGGUUCAAGAUAGUGUUGUUAAAACUUUGGAAGACAAAUAUUAUCCAUCAUUUGUGGUUAGCGAACAGUAUAAAAAUAUGCAAGAAGCAUUACUUAAUGAAAGAACAGAAGACUUAAUAGAAGAUCGUCGUAUGACAAAUGGAACAUUAUCAGAAAAUGUGUCUCUACUUGUUGGAGAACAUUCAAACUAUGCUCGCUGUAAGUUGGAUCAGCUGCAAGAAAAAUUAAACAACAAAAUGCAGGCUUUACAAGCAUUAAAAUCCUCGUUAAAACCAGAAAGCAAAGUUUUGAAUUUAUUAACUAAAGAGGUUGAAUGGUUACAAAGUGAGAAAAGACAAUUAGAAGCACAUUUAACCCACACAGAAAUGUGGGCAGAGCAUUUAGGUCACUGGAGAGCAGAAGUACAAAGUGCUGAGAUACCAGACAAUGGAGAAUCUCCACAAUAUGUGUUGGUUGUCCACAUGAUGCAAGAUGAAGGUAACAAUGAUAGUAUAUGUAGUGGUUGGGUAGUAUUGAGAAAAUUACAGGAAUUUCAAGACCUACACAGAAAACUUCGUCAACUUUGUCCUAACGUAAAAAAUUUAGAUUUACCAUCGCAACCUUUGAAGUUCUUCGGAAAGUCCGAUAAAAAUAGUUUGGACAAGGAUAGAAUGCAAAUACAGAAAUAUCUAAAUUUUGUUUUAGAGGAUGAAAAACUGAAUCAAAGCGAGGCUUUAUAUACAUUUCUUAGUCCGAGUUCCGAGCAUUUAAAAUAUGCACCUCCAUCUCCUAAAAAAUCGCGAUUCUCUUUAUCAACGUUGUUCAAAACGUAUGUAGGUAUUUUAUUUAUCACUGCAUUCUUUACAAAUUUAAUUUAUAACAUUUAUUUUAGAUCUACUAAUAGCAGUGAACUUCGUGAUAAAGAAGAUGAAGAAGAUUAUUCGUUAUUAUUAGACGAUACUGAUAGUAGUCGAUCAGUUAUAGAUGGAUACUUGAGCGUUAACAAAGAUGCAAUAGCAGAACCUCUCUAUACGCUUUUGGGUGAAAUUUUUGAUUUACGAGGUGUAUUUCGUUGGCUUCGACGUUCGUUAAUUACUUUUGUCCAAAUUACUUAUGGCCGAACUAUCAAUAGACAAAUUAGGGACACUAUUGCGUGGGUAUUCUCAGAACCGAUGCUUCAUUAUUAUAUACAAUUGUUUAUGAAGUCUUGGUGGCCAAAUGGCCAUCUAGUUUCUGAGACAACUUUUCGUACAGAUGAAGAAAAAUUAAGAACUCGAGGUGAAGCUCGGAGACAAUUCUUAAAUAAUGUACCUGAAGUUUUAACAAAUUUAGUAGGCGCGCAAAGUGCUCAACGUGGUGCAAUCAAAGUGUUUGAUUCUUUGCAGAAUACGAACUUAAACAAACAGUUAUUUUAUGAUAUCUUUGAAGUUGUGAUGUAUGAGGUAUUUCCAGAAUUAACACGAAGAAAACAUUCAGUAUAAUAAACUUCAUUCAUGUGUAUUUUUUUACAUUAUUUCAGUAAUCAGUAUACGUAUUUUGUAUUAAUCUACAAAAAGUCAUAUUUAAAUUAAAUAAAUUUUAUCUGUGUAAUAUAAUAAAAUCAUAUCGGAUCAAUGUAUCCUACGAAAAAUGAUUAUUGAUUGACCUUUCUCGGGAGUAUCUCAUUAAAAUAAUUGUUUCACAUGUAUAUUCAAUCAAUCAACUUAGUUCUUUAGAUAACAAAUUCUGUAUUUUAUUUACAGAAUCUAUUGCGAUAAACUAAUAUUUAUAGCAUAUAGAAUAUUAUAUUCCAUUAUAGAAUUUAUAAAGUCAUUUUCCUUAAUAUCAUGUUAGAUUUAACUGUUCAAACAUAUUAUAAUAGAAUUACAUGUUACCCUCAUAAAUUUGUGUAGUUUAGAUUGGUUUAAAUUAGUUAGUCUAACAAGUUCUUGAUAGAGGUCGCAGUAUGCGCAGCAGUGACGCCGUGAUGUCGGGUAAAAAGGGGUAUCUUAAUUACCCCUGCAUAAUUUUACAAAUAUAUUCAUGAUUUAAGGAUAAAUGUAGGAAAGUAUAUAAAUAAUAAGGACAAAUAUAUUUAUGAUUUUACGCUCAUAGCAUACCACAACAAUAGCACCCCUCCUGUUACCCUGGAUACGAUACUGCUAACUGUCAUUCUGACUGCGCAUGCUCGAAAAAACCAGGCCGGCUAGCAUCUCUGAUGCGCAGUUUUUGUUGCUUUUUCUUAAUUCAAAAACCCCACAAUACUGCACAGCACUUUAUCUGUAAAAGAAUGCAUAAUAUGUUAAUAAAUGAAGGGAAAACAAUGGCUGAGUAUUUGGUCGAAAGCGUGGAAGAAUUGUGCGGUGACUUUAAUAAUAAAGUGGAUCAAAUUAAUUUGUUAAUUAAGCAAGUAAUAAUUUUAUAAGAAAUAGAUGUUCAACUUAGUACCAUUUGUAUAUAUGGAAAUUCUUCAGUGUAUAUAUGUGUAUAUAUAAUUAUUAAUUCUUCAUACAAUAUUUUAUAUUAAAUAAAACAGAUGAACUAUAUAUAAUUUAUAUAAGUAAAUUUGCCUCACUAUGGUUUUUCAAGCUUAUGGAAGUAAGGGAAGCAAUUAAUAAGCAUAAAAGAGAUGGAUAUUAUUUGGAAUCACAUUUUUCUGCCUUAUCAAUGAAUGUAUGGGCAGGACAAGUCAAAUAUUGCGAAUUACAGAAAAAAGAAGUUCACAUUAGAAAAGUAUUAUCUGACACAACAAAAGGCGUUGACUUUAAAUAUCAAGAAUUAAGAAACUUGAAACUAAAGAGGACAAACAUUUCCUUCGAACAAUGGUUUUUUUAAUUCUUAGUUAAUAUUUUAAAUUACACUAUUAUUGUGGAUAAGAAUUUUUCCAUAGUAUUAAAGAGUAUCAAAAUGGAAAUUUGCAUACCAAUUAUUGCAAAUCUUUUUAACUGUAGAAUUUUAUAAUCUUUUUAGCAGUAAUUUUCAUAACAAAUAUAGAGGUUACGCAGAUAACUUUAUGAAUGCACAAGUACAAUACUCAAUUCAAAAUUUAUCAGAGGACUUGAAGCAUUAUCAGCAGGAAUACAAAAAAUUACAACAUGAACUGCUAUUGCAGUCAAAAGAAUUGGAAAAUCUAGAACCACAAGAUGAUCCAAUUUGUAUAAACACUGUUGAGGAUGUAAAAGAAAUAUUAAUAAUUAAUACUCUAAAGCGUGAUACAAUGGCAAGUAAUUAUUAUAAUAAAGGGCAAAAAAUUAAAUUUGCAGAAUAUACCCUGGAGAUAAUAGAAAACAAAAUAAAACAGCAGAAAGCACUGCUUAACAAUUGUUAUAAAUAAUUUGUACCUGUGGUAAGAAAUUUAUUAAUGUUAAGAAAAUACUUAUUAUUAUAAUGUAAUUAUUAUGUGUUAAAUA
Messenger RNA from Hylaeus anthracinus, 4930 nucleotides. RefSeq names its product sorting nexin-25-like. NCBI's taxonomy places the organism in Eukaryota, Metazoa, Arthropoda, Insecta, Hymenoptera, Colletidae. Bases 152 to 3022 code for a protein of 956 amino acids. The transcript has 12 exons. Gene Ontology annotation, molecular function: phosphatidylinositol binding. The record is from RefSeq and is a predicted model, not a curated record. Gene Ontology annotation, cellular component: intracellular membrane-bounded organelle.